Parathielavia appendiculata is the source of this 1720-nucleotide messenger RNA. RefSeq names its product anion-transporting ATPase. Gene Ontology annotation, biological process: post-translational protein targeting to endoplasmic reticulum membrane. Gene Ontology annotation, cellular component: GET complex. Lineage: Eukaryota; Fungi; Ascomycota; Sordariomycetes; Sordariales; Chaetomiaceae. Bases 332 to 1357 code for a protein of 341 amino acids. The record is from RefSeq and is a predicted model, not a curated record. The transcript is spliced from 2 exons. Gene Ontology annotation, molecular function: ATP hydrolysis activity; ATP binding.
GCCUGAAUUGAAGUUCAGCCUCUGCGUGCCAAGCUCCUCUAAGAACCCCCAGGUCGCUGUACUCCACCAAUUUCCCAGUGACGUUGCCCCUCGGGCCCAGAGACCUCUAUCCGAACCCUGAAAGUGACUUCGCGUUUCGACUUGGUUCCAGACUGAAGUUGAACAGAGUUGCCGCGCAGAACGCUUAAACUGGUUGUCUCCUUGCUUUGGCUUGUCAAGACUAGUAUACACAGUUCAACCAACCCUCGUCUUCUUCUUUGCCUACAAAUCGACAACCCCGCAACUCAACGCACUCCUGUUCAACUGGCCACAGAGACCCUUACCCAUCAACAUGUCGGCCACGCUCGUAAAUGUCGACGAUGGGGACGCCAUGGAGCCGACGCUGCAGUCGAUUCUCGACCAGCGGUCGCUGCGGUGGAUCUUUGUCGGCGGCAAGGGCGGCGUGGGCAAGACAACGACGUCGUGCUCGCUCGCCAUCCAGCUUGCCAAGGUUCGCCGCUCCGUGCUGCUCAUCUCGACCGAUCCGGCCCACAACCUGAGCGACGCCUUCAGCCAAAAGUUCGGCAAAGAGGCCCGUCUCGUCGACGGCUUCGACAACCUGAGCGCCAUGGAGAUCGAUCCUAAUGGGAGCAUCCAGGAUCUGCUGGCGGGUCAGGGCGAAGGGGAUGCCGGCAUGGGGGAUAUGGGCGGCAUGGGGGGAAUGAUGCAAGAUCUGGCAUUUGCGAUACCCGGCAUUGACGAAGCCAUGUCCUUCGCCGAGGUUCUCAAACAAGUCAAGUCGCUCUCCUACGAAACCAUCAUCUUCGACACGGCACCGACCGGCCACACGCUGCGCUUCCUGCAGUUCCCCUCGGUUCUCGAAAAGGCCCUCGCCAAGGUGUCGCAGCUCUCCAACCAGUACGGCCCGCUCCUCAAUGGCUUCCUCGGCAGCAACGGGACGCUGCCUAACGGGCAGAACCUGAACGAGAUGAUGGAGAAGCUCGAGACGCUGCGCGCCACCAUCUCCGAAGUCAACGCGCAGUUCAAGGACGAGCGGCUGACCACCUUUGUGUGCGUCUGCAUCCCCGAGUUCCUGUCGCUGUACGAGACGGAGCGCAUGAUUCAGGAGCUGGCCAGCUACGGCAUCGACACGCACAGCAUUGUCGUCAAUCAGCUGCUGUUCCCCAAGCCCGGGUCCGACUGCGAGCAGUGCACCGCUCGCCGCCGCAUGCAAAAGAAGUACCUCGAUCAGAUUGAGGAGCUGUACGAUGAGUUCAAUGUCGUCAAGAUGCCGCUGCUGGUUGAGGAGGUCAGGGGGAAGGAGAGGCUGGAGAAGUUCAGCGAGAUGUUGGUCAAGCCUUUUGUCCCACCUUCGUAGGAACGGUUGUGAAAGGGGUGGCGUAGAGAAGGGAUAAGGGAUGGUACUGAAGCGAGUUGCAAUAUGGGCGUUUACCUGACCGAGGCGGAUUCAAGCGACACACGGCAGGCUGUAGAUACCCUCCUGCGUCGGCGCUAGUUAUAGAUGAGACCUUUCGUACGUUACAACGGCACGUUCAUGCAUUUUAGAGGAGUAGGGGCGGUAAGGCGCUAGACAUGGGAUCACAGAAACAGAGACAGACAGAGACAGAGACGUUGAUAUCAACAGCAGGUUCAGGACUCGGGUUGAUGGGGUUCAAUUCCCGCCUCCGCCACCAGCCGGCGGAACUGAUAUGCCAUACUUAUACACAGAAAUAGAAGCCAC